AAUGUGACUCAUCGAGAAAAUAAGGAAAAAGAAACCCGGAGAAAUAACCCAACCCAUCUUCGAACCCUACCAACAACUGCAGGACUGUUUCUUGUUGCACUGCGUUUUCACUACAUACCUCGAUUCACGGUUUAUUGUUGCUGCUUGUUGGUCAAAUUUGUCACCAAAAUUCCAAAUUAAGAGCUCCAUAAUCAUCUGCAAGUGUGAUUAAAGUGAAAAAUGGCUGCAAAAGGUGGAAGGAAGAAUCUGAAGAGGGCUGUUAAUGAUGAGACAUUAAGUCUUCAACCAGGACAAAGCAUUAUGCAAGUUGUUUCUCUUCGAGGCUCCAAUCUAAUUGAGAUAAUUGAUGCCAAAGGAGACAAAGCUUUGGCGAUUUUCCCAGCUAAAUUUCAGAAAAGCAUGUGGAUAAAACGAGGUAGUUUUGUGGUGGUUGAUGAUAGUGGGAGAGAAGAGGCUGUUGAGUCUGGAAGAAAAGUAGCUUGUGUUGUUCUUCAAGUCCUUUUUCAUGAACAAGUUAGAGUGUUACAAAAGUCUCCAGAAUGGCCAGAAAUAUUUAAAACAGCCAUAGUAGACACCUCUAAUGGAAAGUCUGAGAAAAGCACACAGGAAAAUGAGGAGUUGGAGUCUAGUGAAGAUGAUGGGAUGCCCCCAUUGGAAGCCAACACAAACAGAAGACCUGCAGAAUUGCGCUCAGAUACAGAGUCUGAUUCUGAGAUACAAGAUUCUUAAGCUGUGUAAUUAUCAUGAUUCUUGUUUUCUUCUUUAUUGAUUAUUACAGUUUUGAUCUCUUUUCUUAACUACCAAAAUAGAAUGAUUUUGAG
This is a messenger RNA of Lactuca virosa, 821 nucleotides long. The record is from the annotation of a GenBank genome assembly. Lineage: Eukaryota; Viridiplantae; Streptophyta; Magnoliopsida; Asterales; Asteraceae.